This is a messenger RNA of Scatophagus argus, 1124 nucleotides long. RefSeq names its product proteasome 20S subunit beta 10 (gene psmb10). Gene Ontology annotation, cellular component: proteasome core complex. The record is from RefSeq and is a predicted model, not a curated record. Lineage: Eukaryota; Metazoa; Chordata; Actinopteri; Scatophagidae. Bases 115 to 951 code for a protein of 278 amino acids. The transcript is spliced from 8 exons.
GAAAGUAAAAGUAAAAACCCGUGAAAAGCACCGACACGCAGCCUGACAGCGUUUUUGCUGGAUUCACAGUCAGCUCUCAGCUUCAUUUUAACCUCUCUUGUCUUUACACUGAAGAUGCUUCACAAUUUGAAGCCCUGUGAGACGCAGACUGGAGGUUUCUGCUUUGAAAAUACCCGCAGGAAUGCAGCGUUGGAGUCCAGCCUUUCAGAGUUCGGCUACAAAGCCCCCGGUGCCAGAAAGACAGGGACCACCAUCGCUGGGAUUGUAUACAAGGACGGUGUGAUUCUGGGAGCAGAUACCAGGGCUACAGAUGACAUGGUGGUGGCUGACAAGAACUGCAUGAAGAUUCAUUACAUCGCUCCAAAGAUCUACUGCUGCGGGGCCGGCGUGGCCGCAGAUGCAGAGGUCACCACGCAGAUCAUGGCAUCCAAUGUAGAACUGCACAUGCUCAAUACUGGGCGUCCCCCCCUUGUUGCCAUGGUAACCCGGCAGCUGAAACAGAUGCUUUUCAGGUACCAGGGUCAUGUUGGUUCAUCCCUGAUUGUUGGAGGAGUUGAUGUGACUGGAGCUCACCUGUACAGUGUUUACCCACACGGCUCCUAUGACAAACUGCCUUUCCUCACCAUGGGGUCUGGAGCUGCCGCUGCUGUUUCUGUAUUUGAGGACAGAUUCAAACCAAACAUGGAGCUGGCGGAGGCGAAGCAGCUUGUAAAAGAUGCCAUCACUGCAGGGAUUUUCUGUGACUUGGGUUCAGGAAGCAAUGUUGACUUGUGUGUUAUCACUGAAGCUGGAGUGGAGUACCUGCGAGGCUAUGACAAGCCCACAACAAAGGGAAAACGAGAGGGGGAGUACAAGUACAAGCCCGGGACGACGGCUGUCCUUACCAAAACUGUGACACCACUCUCUCUGGAUAUUGUCAACGAAUCUGUUCAGAUCAUGGACACUGAAUAAAAGACAAUACAAAGGUCCUGAUGAAAUCAAAUCUAGUAAAUUUAUAGUAAUACAGUGUGCAAAAAAAAAAAAAAAAGAAAGGCCGUAUGGUCAAGGGAUCUAACAGGUUGUCGUCUCUAAAGCAACAAUCUCUCUAAUAAUAGUCUUGCAAUAAAAGCUUGUUUGUUAAAUGA